Colletotrichum orchidophilum is the source of this 435-nucleotide messenger RNA. RefSeq lists its product as uncharacterized. Lineage: Eukaryota; Fungi; Ascomycota; Sordariomycetes; Glomerellales; Glomerellaceae. The transcript has a single exon. Bases 1 to 435 code for a protein of 144 amino acids. The record is from RefSeq and is a predicted model, not a curated record.
AUGACUACAUUCAUGACCAGCAACAAGCCGCCUGCCGAGUCUUACCCAUUCGGCGGUGGAAAUGGCUUUCGAUCUUACAUCGACAAAAGCAACUGGAAUUUCAUCAUUAACGAGUCGGCAACGAAUACUCCCCGCAAGGCCAUCUCGAAAACGACCAUCAUUUGUCUCAGCAUGGCGAUGGGCUUCAUCACAGUUUGGGCCAUCAUCGCGAUAGUACACUUCAACUUCGCCCUCCACUGGAACAUUGUGGAUCACUAUCAGAGUUCGUGGGUUAUUGAUAACGAACUAAUGUGGCUCGAUGCGCACGGUAUCUUCUGGUUGGCAAUCUUUGUGGCAGCUUGGAUAUUGUGGACAGCGGUCAUGUAUCGAAUGUUCAAGUACGUCAAAUUUGCCCCCUUUCGUGAGGCAAGAUACAAAGAACGUCAAUGUUGUUGA